AUGAUCGCCUGGGGUGAGAGCGCAUCCUGUGCAGCCAAAGCUUGGAAAUAUAGUUCAUCAAAAGAAAUGGAAUCUAGAAGCUCACCAAAAGAAUUAUUAUUCACCAUAGUAUUUGUACUAGCACAUUUGCCGCACAGAAUAAUGUCUGAAACAGGAGAUUGUAGACAACAAGAAUUUAGGGAUCGCUCUGGAAACUGUGUCCCCUGCAAACAAUGUGGCCCAGGAAUGGAGCUGUCUAAGGAAUGUGGCUUUGGUUAUGGGGAGGAUGCACAGUGCAUGACAUGCAGGCCGCACAGAUUCAAGGAGGACUGGGGCUUUCAGAAAUGCAAAUCCUGUCUGGAUUGUGCCUUAGUGAAUCGAUUUCAGAAGACCAACUGUUCUGUCACCAGUGACGCCGUUUGUGGGGACUGCUUACCAGGAUUUUACAGGAAGACAAAGCUUGUUGGCUUUCAAGACAUGGAGUGUGUACCUUGUGGAGAUCCACCACCCCCAUAUGAGCCUCACUGUACAACGAAAGUAAACCUUGUGAAGAUACCAUCUACUGCCUCCAGUCCCCGAGACACGGCUCUGGCUGCUGUGAUCUGUAGCGCACUGGCCACUGUUCUGUUGGCCCUCCUCAUCCUUUGUGUGAUCUACUGUAAGAGGCAAUUUAUGGAGAAGAAGCCCCGCUGGUCUAUGAGAUCACAGGAUAUCCAGUACAGUGGGUCAGAGCUGUCGUGUUUUGACAGACCUCGGCUUAAUGAAUAUCCUCACAGAACUUGUUGUCAGUGCCAUCAAGAUUCAGCUCAGACUUGUGGGCCAGUACACUUGAUUCCUUCAUUGUGCUGUGAUGAGACCUGUAGCAUGGAUCAUGGCACUCAUGGCUGUGCUCUCCACUCCAGGACUACCCUUCAUGAAAGGAAUGCAAGUUCAGUGGGAGAAAUGAUUCCAACAUUCUUUGGUUCCAUUUCCCACUCUACCUGUGGUGAUCUUUCAGAUGCCUGGCCACUCAUGCAGAAUCCAAUUUGCAAUGACACACUCUCUCUUUCUGAAUCUUAUUUGGAACUGAAUGGAGGAGAGAGAAAUUCACUCAACCUGGAAACUGAAAACUCAGCCACUUUGGAUUCAAACAGCAGCCAGGACCUGGUUGGUACAGUGGCUUCACUUCAAUCUCAUCCAGAAAACUUGGCAGAAACUACUGAGUGGUCACCACAAAGCAUACUUACAGACCCACCACUAAUUCAGGAGACUUUAACUUUUAAAAACCGUCUGGAGCAAGAGAGUGAGGAUCCCAUGAAUACGGUCCCCCAAUCUUCCCUCCAGGUAAGAAAUGAUGAUUAA
This is a messenger RNA of Gracilinanus agilis (Agile Gracile Mouse Opossum), 1320 nucleotides long. It is a transcript of the gene TNFRSF19, whose product is annotated as TNF receptor superfamily member 19. The transcript has 9 exons. Gene Ontology annotation, molecular function: signaling receptor activity; protein binding. Gene Ontology annotation, cellular component: plasma membrane. The coding region runs from base 1 to 1320 and encodes 439 amino acids. Lineage: Eukaryota; Metazoa; Chordata; Mammalia; Didelphimorphia; Didelphidae. Gene Ontology annotation, biological process: positive regulation of canonical NF-kappaB signal transduction; positive regulation of JNK cascade. The record is from RefSeq and is a predicted model, not a curated record.